ACCAACAAAUGAAGUAAAAAUGUGGAAAUUAAUUAUGAAACAGAAUUAAACUGAAAAUUAAAGAAAAUAAUUUAAAAAGUAUUCAAGCAAAUAAUAUAGCAAUAAUGACGUCUAGUAAUUCUGGAGCGGUAUUUUUCUUGGGAUCCAGAGCGCAUUAUCAGGUCCUACAACAACCCGAAUCCCAGUCCUACGAUGCAGAGAACGGUAAUGCGUCCACGGAGACGAUAUACCGCAAUCCGUCCGCGCGUGAGUUGACCGACAACGCGGAGUAUGGCGAGAGGAACUGGAACUAUGAGCAUGAUACUAAUAUGACAGAAGACAAGGAGAAGCUAGAAAUUGGAAACGGAGUGAAAAGACGCACUAAACGUCGUCAGAGCGAGACGACACUUUGUGAGAAAGACAAUGACAUGAAGCCUGCAUUAUUGAAUAAUGUUGGAGAUAGCAGCACGCCAAAGGCCAAGGCCCGCCGAAGGCUGGGCAUCCCGCUAUUCCUGUUGUCGCUCGGCCGCCGCCGCCACGAGCCGGAGCGGGCGCAGUAUCUGCAGCAUAUAGAGAGCGCGCUUGCGUGCACCUACCGCGGGUCAUGCCGGUGCUUGGACUGCCAGUAUCUGAAGCACAUAGAGCGCGCGCUUGCGUGCACCUACCGCGGGUCCUGCCGGUGCUUGGACUGCCAGGUUCCCAAGCCUUGUAAAGGGCCGCCUUAA
This is a messenger RNA of Ostrinia nubilalis (European corn borer), 704 nucleotides long. RefSeq lists its product as uncharacterized. The transcript has 7 exons. The record is from RefSeq and is a predicted model, not a curated record. NCBI's taxonomy places the organism in Eukaryota, Metazoa, Arthropoda, Insecta, Lepidoptera, Crambidae. The coding region runs from base 105 to 704 and encodes 199 amino acids.